AUGUCAAAACAGGAUAAACGACAAGUGUUACCAACUAAUGUAAGACCGACACAUUACACUUUGACUUUGACACCAGACAUGGUCAAUUUCACUUUUAUUGGAUCCGAAAUUGUCAAUAUUAAAAUCAUCGAAAAUACAAAAGUUAUAACUCUUCACGUUAACGAAAUUGAAGUAAAAUCUGCCAAGCUUAUCAAUUUGGAUUUAAAAGCCAGUCAAGGUUAUGAAGCGACGAAUAUCGAUUAUGACAUUCAAAAAGAAACAGUUUCUUUAACCUUUCCACACGAGUUUUCUUCUGGAACUGCUGCUUCCCUUCAUAUUGAAUACACUGGCAUUUUGAAUGAUAAAUUGGUCGGAUUCUAUAGAAGUUCAUUUGAAGAUAAAAGCGGAAAUACUAAAUAUCUGGUAACAACUCAAUUUUCACCAACCGAAGCUCGUCGAGCGUUCCCCUCAUGGGAUGAACCCGCAAUUAAAGCUACAUUUGAUAUCACUUUAAUUGUACCCUCUGAUAUGACUGCUUUAAGUAACAUGAAUGUAAUCAGCGAGACUCAACUUGGUGAUGAUAAAAAAGAAGUCAAGUUUAACAGAACGCCGAUAAUGAGUACCUACUUGGUUGCUUUCAUUGCCGGUGACUUUGGGUAUAUUGAAGACUAUACAACUGGGGGUCGUGAUGAUGGCGAGCCUAUAUUGGUCAGAGUGUAUGCACCUAAGGGCAAUGAACAGCAUGGUGAAUUUGCUCUAGGCGUAGCAACACAAGUCUUGGAAUAUUUUGUAAAAGUAUUUGAAAUUCCAUAUCCUUUGCCUAAAUGUGACUUGAUUGCAAUUCCGGACUUUGGAUUUGGUGCAAUGGAGAACUGGGGUUUGAUUACGUUUCGUACUGCCCGUGUCCUUUUCGAUCCUAGAUCGUCUAAUGUCAAAAUUAAGCAAGAUAUUGCGUAUAUUAUAUCACAUGAAAUUGCACAUCAGUGGUUUGGUAACCUCGUAACCAUGGAAUGGUGGGAACAUCUUUGGCUCAAAGAAGGUUUCGCCACGUGGGUUGGAUAUUUUGCAGUUGAUAGACUCUUUCCUGACUGGAAUGUUUGGACUCAAUUUGUCACUCAAGGAUUUCAGAGCGCUCUUCAACUUGAUUCUUUAAGAUCUUCUCAUCCUAUUGAAGUUCCUGUAAAUAAUUCCAGUGAAAUUUCUCAGGUUUUUGAUGAUAUUAGUUAUCAAAAGGGUGCUUCUGUAAUUCGCAUGCUAAGCACUUACCUUGGAGAGAAAGUUUUUUUAUCCGGCAUUAAAAGAUAUUUAAAGCUACAUGCAUUCGGAAACGCGAGUACAGAUGAUUUAUGGAAAGCGUUAUCCAUAGAGAGUGGCAACGAUGUUUGUCAGUUCAUGACAGGAUGGACAAGGAUGGUGGGAUAUCCAGUAUUAAUUGUUAAAGAACCAACACCCGAUACCUUGGAAAUCUCUCAGUUUCGGUUCCUUUUAUCUGGAGUAAUUAGACCUGAUGAAGAUACUGUCAAUUGGUGGGUACCUCUUGGCGUUGACCUUGGCCCUGAUACUCAAAGUGAAAUUAAGUCCUCUAUUCUCAAUCAAAAGAAAAUCACAUUGAAAUUGCCACCUAGAAAAUCAGAUUUUUAUCAACUCAACGCACGCAAGACUGGCGUUUUCCGUGUCAAUUACACCCCUGAACGGUUAUUCAAGUUAGGACAGGCAGUUAAGUUAGGAUUGCUUGAUGUUAGUGAUCGUAUUGGAGCAAUUGCUGAUGCUGGUGCUUUAGCAACUAGUGGUUAUGAGAAAACUAGUGACUUUUUGAGCUUCAUUAAAGAAUUUGAAGGAGAAGAUAAAUAUGUUGUAUGGAGUGAAAUCAGUAUUCGUCUCAAAAAUGUGCUUGAUGUUUGGUUUGAACAACCCACAACAAUUUAUCAAGGACUUCUAGCGUUCAACCGUCAAUUAGCAUCUAGAUUGGUUUCCAAAUUAGGUUGGGAAUAUCCUAAAAGUGAUGAUUAUUUGACCACAUUAUUAAGGACACUAGUUAUUAAUAUAGCCGGCAGAGCUAAUGAUCCAGAUACUGUUAAGGAAGCUUAUCGCAGAUUUAAUCUUUUCACAAAACAAAAUGAUGAAUCUGCUUUGCAUCCUAACAUUCGUGGUGUUGUAUUUCGAAUUGUUUUAUCCCACGGUGGCGGAGACGAAGAAUUUGAAGCUAUAUUGAAAAUUUAUCGUGAUUCCAAAACAGCAGAUCAAAAAUUAGAAGCGUUGUCUGGUCUUUGUUUUGCCCAGCGUGAUGACUUGAUUCAACGUGCUUUACAAUUUGCAAUUAGUGAAGAAGUCAAAAGUCAAGAUGUGUUUCACGCAUUUGCUAGUUUGCAAUCAAAUCGUAAAUCACGAAGACAAUUAUGGAACUUUGUUAAAGACAAUUGGGAUGUGAUUCAUAAACGGUUUAUCAACUUUCGUGCGCUUUUUGGAAAAAUUAUUAAGUCAAGUAUUGAAUUAUUCUCAUCUGAAGAUAUCAUUGUGGAUAUCGAGAACUUCUUCUCUAACAGGGAUUGUAAAGGAUUUGAAAGACCUUUGCAACAAAGCAUAGAAAAGAUUCGUGUUAAUGCGGCUUGGCUGAAGCGUGAUUCAAGAGAUGUUGAGGAUUGGUUAAAAACUAAUGGUUUCUUGGAAUGA
Funneliformis caledonium is the source of this 2649-nucleotide messenger RNA. The record is from the annotation of a GenBank genome assembly. Lineage: Eukaryota; Fungi; Glomeromycota; Glomeromycetes; Glomerales; Glomeraceae.